This is a messenger RNA of Erigeron canadensis, 2787 nucleotides long. Its product is annotated as ethylene receptor 2-like. Gene Ontology annotation, cellular component: endoplasmic reticulum; endoplasmic reticulum membrane. Bases 271 to 2571 code for a protein of 766 amino acids. Gene Ontology annotation, molecular function: ethylene binding; ethylene receptor activity; protein binding. The transcript is spliced from 3 exons. Gene Ontology annotation, biological process: phosphorelay signal transduction system; response to ethylene. The record is from RefSeq and is a predicted model, not a curated record. Lineage: Eukaryota; Viridiplantae; Streptophyta; Magnoliopsida; Asterales; Asteraceae.
CCCAUCACUAAACAAGAUUGUACUAAUUCUGGGUUUUCAAUUUUGUGGGAAUUCUGAAAUUGAAAAAAAAAAAAAAAAAGUUUCUUGGAGUAAUUUGGGUAGCAAUCAUGGCUGCUUUUGAAGAUUUGUUCUUAUUCUUCUUGCAAGUUAUUGGAUGAACAUGAUGGAAAUGUUGAGAGAAUUUGAGGGUUGUGUAUAAUAUGAUCAGAAGUUAUGGAACAAUAGAAAGAUUGAGAAACUUGUACAUAUGUGUUUUUGGUAAACAGUUUGAUGAAUCCGAUGUCGAAAACAUUAGGUUAUUUCGCGAUUAUUUUCGUUGUCUUGAUCUGUGUUUCGGCUACUGAUAAUGGGUUCUCGGGUUGUAAUUGUGAAGUUGAAGGUUUCUUUGGGUAUGGAAACAUAAUGGAAACACAAAAAGUUAGUGAUUUCUUGAUAGCCAUUGCUUAUUUUUCGAUCCCCAUUGAGCUUCUUUAUUUUGUUAGCUGUUCAAAUGUGCCUUUUAAAUGGGUACUAGUUCAAUUCAUUCUCUUCAUUGUGUUAUGUGGGAUGACACAUUUGCUCAACGGUUGGACUUACGAUGCUCACCCCUUUCAGUUAAUGCUUGCACUCACCGUUUUCAAGUUCCUUACCGCAUUAGUUUCUUUUGCAACUGCUAUCACUUUAUUCUCUCUAAUUCCGUUACUAUUGAAAGUUAAAGUGAGAGAAUUUAUGUUAAGAAAGAAGUUUUGGGAUCUAGGUAGAGAAAUGGGUAUGAUCAAGAAACAAAAGGAAGCGGGUUGGCAUGUUCGCAUGCUCACACAAGAGAUAAGAAAGUCCCUUGAUCGCCACACGAUACUUUACACAACUCUUGAUAAGUUAUCUGAGACUUUAGAUUUACUAAAUUGUGCAAUUUGGAUGCCGGACGAAGCUAAAACAGUAAUGAAUCUCACCCAUCAGUUAAAAGGGAAUGCAUCUUCUAGUUCUGAUCAAUUUUCCAUCCCGAUAAACGACUCUGAUGUUCAAGAAACUAAAAGAAGUGAAGUAGUGAGACUGUUGGAAGCUGAAUCAAGAUUAUCCGUGUUUAGUAGUGGAGGGUCUAGUCAACCUGGAGCCGUGGCUGCAAUCCGUAUGCCAAUGCUUCGAGUUGCUGACUUUAAGGGUGGGACACCUGAGAUGAUUCAAGCUUGUUAUGCAAUAUUAGUUCUGGUUCUUCCCGGUGGAAAUUUUCGAUCUUGGACUAAUUCUGAGCUCGAAAUAGUGAAAGUCGUUGCUGACCAAGUAGCCGUUGCUCUCUCCCAUGCUGCAGUUUUGGAAGAAUCUAGACUUAUGAGAGACAAGUUAGUUGCUCAAAAUCAAGCUUUGCAGCAAGCUAAACAGGAUGCAAUGAGGGCCAGCCAAGCUAGGAACUCAUUUCAAACGGUUAUGAGCAAGGGUUUAAGAAAACCUAUGCAUUCCAUCAUGGGUUUGCUUUCAAUCUUACAAGAUGAGAAUUCAAAUGGUCAACAACGUCUUCUUGUUGACACAAUGGUCAAGACAAGCAAUGUUCUUUCGAUGCUAAUCAAUGAUGUAAUGGAUGAUUCUUCAAAAGAUAAUGGGAAGUUCCCAUUGGAAAUGAGAUCUUUCAAGCUUCAUGGUAUGAUUAAAGAAGCAGCUUGUCUUGCAAAGUGUUUGUGUGCUUAUAAAGGUUAUGACUUUGACAUAAAUGUCGAUAAAUAUCUACCAGAUAAUGUAAUUGGAGAUGAAAGAAGGGUUUUACAGGUGAUCUUACAUAUGGUUGGAAAUCUGUUGAGUUGGGGCAAUGGAGGUGGUUGUUUGACUUUAAAGAUCUUAAGAGAGAGUGGUAGCUAUGGAAGGAAUGAUCAACAAUGGCGUUCUUGGAGGUCCAAUGAUCAACAAUGGCGUUUUAAUGAAGGAUAUAUAGUAGUGAAGUUUGAAAUCGGGAUUAAUGAUGCUUUUUCUAUGCUGGGACGGUCUUCCAGUGAUCAGAGAAGCCGUAGAGUUGUAGCAGAGGAAAGUUUGAGUUUUGGUAUGUGCAGAAAGUUGGUUCAGAUGAUGCAGGGGAACAUCUGGGUAGUACCAAAUCCAGUAGAGUUUGACCAAAGCAUGUCCCUUGUUCUUCAGUUUCAGCAUAGGUCUUCAAUCAUGAUAGGGGUAUCCGAAGCCAGUGAGUCUUCAAAUCAUCAACCACAAUCAAACUCGAUGUUUAAAGGCCUUCAAAUUCUUUUAGCUGAUGAAGAUGAUGUAAACCGGGCUGUAACCCGUAAGCUACUUGAGAAACUGGGCUGUGUGGUCACGACUGUGAGCUCUGGUUUUGACUGUCUCACUGCUCUCACCGUACCUGUAGCUGCUUACCAAGUCUUGAUUUUGGAUCAACAUAUGCCCGAUUUAGAUGGGUUUGAAGUUGCUUCAAGGAUCAGAAAGUUCAGGAGCCGCAAUUGGCCGUUAAUUAUUGCUACAACUGCUAGCACGGAUGAAGAGUUGUGGGAAAGAUGCAUACAAAGUGGAAUGAACGGAAUCAUUCAGAAACCAGUUCUUUUGCAGGGUAUUGCUGAUGAACUAAGGCGAGUUCUAAUCCAAGCCAACAAGGUCUGAUGAAGGUCAAACUCAAAGUCAAAACCGCUUAUCUAAGUUGGUAUAAGGUGGAUGAUUAGUUAACUAACAUAUCUAACUGAGGAUAGGGGGAUAUCUUCGAUAUUGAUUAGAGUUAUAUUAAUAUGUAUAGUGUUAAGAUGGGUUAAAUGCAGGUUUAGUCUUCUGUAUGAAAAUCCCAUUGAGGAAAUCAUUGAAAGGUGAAUAAGUUCGAGGGUA